This is a messenger RNA of Sus scrofa (pig), 3654 nucleotides long. It is a transcript of the gene SYT12, whose product is annotated as synaptotagmin 12. Gene Ontology annotation, cellular component: plasma membrane; exocytic vesicle. The record is from RefSeq and is a predicted model, not a curated record. Gene Ontology annotation, molecular function: calcium ion binding; calcium-dependent phospholipid binding; phosphatidylserine binding. Lineage: Eukaryota; Metazoa; Chordata; Mammalia; Artiodactyla; Suidae. Gene Ontology annotation, biological process: calcium ion-regulated exocytosis of neurotransmitter; synaptic vesicle endocytosis.
CGGCCCGGCCGAGCCCCCGGCCCGCGCCGCGCUCCUCCCAGGCGGGCGCGGGGCGACACUGCAGACGUGGCUCCGCCGGCGACGGCCGGGCUGGGCGCCUCUGCGUGCGCGCUGCGGGAGGCCGGCCGGGAGCGGGGAGCCGGCCGGGAGCCAGAGCCCAAGCCGGAGCCGGAGCGGGAGCGGCGGCCCCUCCGCGGAGCCGGGCUCUGGUGACCUCAGUCUUCUUGCGUGCAAUGGGCAGAGUAGCAGCCCCCUCAAAGGGCAGUGGGGAGGAUUUGCUGAAAUAACACCUGGCAAGUCCUUGGUACAGAGCCCAGCACAUAGUAGGUCCCUGUCUCAGCACCUGCAGAGGGCAUCAUGGCCGUGGACGUGGCAGAAUACCACCUGAGCGUCAUCAAGAGCCCCCCUGACUGGGAGGUGGGUGUCUACGCUGCCGGGGCCCUGGCACUGCUGGGAAUUGCGGCCGUGAGCCUGUGGAAGCUCUGGACAUCGGGGAGCUUCCCCAGCCCCUCCCCGUUCCCAAACUACGACUACAGGUACCUUCAGCAGAAGUAUGGCGAGACCUACGCAGAGGCCAGGCAGAAGAGAGUGCCUGCCUGGAAUGCCCAGCGGGCCAGCACCCGGGGGCCACCCAGUCGCAAAGGCAGCCUCAGCAUUGAGGACACCUUCGAGAGCAUCACCGAGCUGGGGCCCCUGGAGCUGAUGGGCCGUGAGCUGGACCUGGCCCCCUACGGGACCCUCCGGAAGUCCCAGUCGGCCGACUCCCUGAACUCCAUCUCCUCCGUGAGCAACACCUUCGGGCAGGACUUCACGCUGGGCCAGGUGGAGGUGAGCAUGGACUACGAUGCCGCCUCCCACACCCUCCACGUGGCUGUGCUGCAGGGCAAGGAUCUUCUGGAGCGGGAGGAAGCCAGCUUCGAGUCCUGCUUCAUGCGAGUCAGCCUCCUGCCUGACGAGCAGAUCGUGGGCAUUUCCCGGAUCCAGAGGAACGCCUAUUCCAUCUUCUUCGACGAGAAAUUCUCCAUCCCCCUGGACCCUGCAGCCCUGGAGGAGAAGAGCCUGCGGUUUUCCGUAUUCGGCAUCGAUGAGGAUGAGCGGAAUGUCAGCACAGGGGUGGUGGAGCUGAAGCUUUCUGUGCUUGACCUCCCGCUGCAGCCCUUCAGCGGCUGGCUCUACCUGCAGGACCAGAACAAGGUCGCUGAUGCCGUGGGUGAGAUCCUGCUCUCGCUCAGCUACCUCCCAACGGCCGAGCGCCUUACCGUGGUCGUGGUGAAAGCCAAGAAUCUCAUCUGGACCAAUGACAAGACCACAGCGGACCCCUUCGUCAAGGUGUACUUGCUGCAGGAUGGAAGGAAGAUGAGCAAAAAGAAGACGGCUGUGAAGAGGGACGACCCUAACCCAGUGUUCAACGAAGCCAUGAUCUUCUCGGUGCCAGCCAUUGUGCUCCAGGACCUGUCUCUCCGUGUGACGGUGGCUGAGAGCAGCAGUGAUGGCCGCGGGGACAAUGUAGGCCAUGUCAUCAUCGGGCCGUCAGCCAGUGGCAUGGGCACCACGCACUGGAACCAGAUGCUGGCCACCCUGCGCAGGCCCGUGUCCAUGUGGCACCCUGUCCGGCGAAAUUAGCAGCCGGGGCAGGGCCUGGGUGGGCACCGGAGGCCAGAACAAGCUCAGCUCUGAACACCCUUCUCCGUAGUCCAGCUGGAGCCAUGAACCCUGGGGUCCCCAGUGGAGUCCCCGAGAGUCAUCUUGGUCCCUCUGUCCAGGCUGCAGUGGAGGAGCAGGCCUGGCUGGAUGUCCAGGGACCCAGGGUUUUCUCCCACGGAGGACCAGCUGUGGCUGGACCAGGACCUGGGAGGACAGCCAGGCACUGGCCCACUGUGCUCCCAUUUUGAGAUUCCCCAAAAGGUCUGUCCCUCAGCCUGGGGGGGCGGCCUUGGCCUCUCAGCGCUCCCCACACCCCACCCCUGCGGGGAGGCCAUGCAUAGGAGCCGGAUGCGUCUUGGGGGACCAGGCGCUGUGUAAGGCACAGAGGAGGUGACAUGAACGAGACACAGCCCCUGGGAUGUUGGGAAGAUGAGAGCCCCCUUCCCCGGGUGCUCUGCUCGGGACAGAACGGCAGCCCUGCCGCGCGGACCUGGGGAGCCUCUGGGAAACUGGUGGGGGGCACGAUGGCGGCUGCACCUGGAGGGACAGAGAGAGGACUGGGUGUCCCCAGCCGGUGGCCCAGCCUCAGAGAGGCAGGAUGCAGACGUCCCUGUCCCAAACGCAGUCCUCAGCCUCUUGUGUGCACACGAACCCUCUCUUGGCAGGAGGAGAGACUGAGGGACCAUGUGGGAUGCCAGCUCCCGAGACAUCGGCCAUGAACUCUGAUCCCUCCAACCCUGACCCUUAAAAGGCCCGGGGGCCCAAAGGGGCCCAGGUCCGUUUUCAGUCCCACACAGUCAGGCACUGGCUCUUCAAAGUUUGCUGGAAUCCCCCCAGGCCGGAAGGGAAGAGAGACGCCUCAGCCUCCGGGGGCCUGGAGGGCGAUGGGGCCGUGGGCGAGGCCUCUGUGGGCGGCGGGCCCCUGGGAGGGGUGUGGGGCAGGAGGCCCUCGGAGGAAGGGCCAGCCCCAGUGGUGGCCUUGGUGAGGGGACAUCGGGGAUGGGGGGUCAGGAUGGUGGGGGCAGGGUUGAAUGCCAGCCAGACCGGGAAGGGGUGGCUCUGGAGCAUGGCUCUGACUCCCAGGACACCAGGGGCCCAGGGACAAGUUCCAGAGGCAGACCCUGGGGUCCUCAGGCUGGGGGUUUCUUGGCAGAGAGAACCUCAGGAGAGACCUGUAAGGGAGCCGGGCAGCCUUGGGGCCUGGGAAGAAGCCGGCAAGUUGUGACCUCAGCAGAGUCGAGCUUCAUGCCGAUGUCGCCGCCCGAUGGGGCUCUGUCGUGGGAAUGGCAGCCCAGAGGGGGCCCCCCCAGAAGCCCAGGGUGGGGCUGUUAGACCCCAAGGAAUCAAGCUCCCACUCACCCUCAAGGAGGAAAGGCCUACAUAGACGUCUGGGUGUCACUGAGGCAGCUGCAAUGCACCAAAGGCGGCCCCAUUGAAGCAGGAAGCUGAGAACUAGGGGGUCCCACAGGGAUGGGGGGCGCACAGCCGCCUCUGCUCUGCGUGGGGUGGGGGGCAGCAGUGAGAGUGUGGGUUCUCAGGCCGGAUGCCUCUGGACCCGGUGGGCUGUGGAGACACAGGCCUAACCAGGUUCCCCCGGUGAUGCUGGGGGGCCCAGGGUGGUCAUGGGCCUGGAGGCAGGACCGUGGUUCUCCCCACCUGACACAGCUGAGGCCCAGCCAGAGGCCAGGCCGUCCACCAUGUGACCAGGACCAGGUCUGCCCGGCCCAGGCCAGCACAGGGCCUGGGGACACAGCCCCUGCGCCUGGGAGACCUCACACUUGUUCCCCCACCGCCCCAGUGGCUCUGCCGUGCAGGCCAGUUACUGCCACCUUCUCUUCCCCUCUGUCCUUCCCUCUAACUGCAUGAACCGCUGACUGUGCACCCGGAUGGGCGCGGUGGGGACCCCGUAUGCUGACUGGAAUGAUUCUAGAACCAAAAUAAAGCUGGGGCAGGAUGGAGGGGGCUUCUGGAGAGCCCUGCUCGCCCCGAACCAUGUUCGUCUCCGGAAAU